AUUUGCUCACUAGGAGCAGGAGAAGAUGGAAAGCCGAUUGCAGCAAGUGUUGAGGAGCCUUUGUUUGAAAACUGGUUGGAAAUAUGCAGUUUUUUGGAAGCUCAAACAUCGAGCAAGAAUGAUGCUUACUUGGGAGGAUGCAUAUUAUGAUGGCAACGGUUACCUCGAUAAGAAGGGGUUUAUUGAAACAGUGGGGACCACAAGUGAAGGUGCUUAUUCACAUGAUCCUUUGGGAUUAGCUAUGGCAAAGAUGCCGUAUGAAGUAUAUUCUCUUGGGGAAGGAGUUGUUGGACAGGUGGCAGUUUCUGGAAAGCAUUCGUGGAUAUUUUCGGAUCAGCAUGUUGCUGAUUCUUCCUCAUCCUCUGGUGGGUGGCAAACUCAGUUUUCAGCUGGCGUUAAGACAGUUGCAGUUGUUGCUGUCAUGCCACAUGGAGUUGUACAACUAGGCUCUCUAGAUAAAAUUGCUGAGGAUUUGAAGCUCGUCGACCAUAUCAGAAACGUUUUUGCUGAGCUGCAAGAUUCCUUAGCUCGCUAUAUUCCAAGUUCAAUAAUAAGCAACACAGUGAAUUCUUCUUUGCCAGAUACAUGCACAAGAAUUCCAGUUUCAACUGCUCAAGAUUGCCUCCCUAAAUUGAAAGGCUGCUUUCAUGAGGAUGAGGCCAAUUUGUGGUCUCAAUUCCUUUCACCUAAUAUCUAUACACACGAAAGAGAUCAGUGCUCAUUUCCUGGGAAUGAGAUUUCACUUCCCUCAACCUCCGAAAAUACAGAACGACCGGUGCAAUCUAACUGCAGUGAAAUGCCGAUAUCGCCCUUCAGUUUUCGUGCUGGCUACGAGCUGUACGAAGCACUGGGCCCACCUUUUCAGAAGCAAUAUGAUCAUGUUUGGGAGACAGAAAAAAAGGGGCCCCACAUGGAUGCUGACAUGUCCGAGGGAAUGGAGAGCUGCGAUCUGCUGAUGUCAAACUAUGAUAGUGACAUGCACCUUCUUGAUGCUGUGGUUGCCAAAGUUAGUCAAAAGGGGGAGGGCCCACAAAGCGAGUUGACUGCUGAAAAAACACCAUGCAAUAGUAUGGAUACUAUUAGUAUGACGGGCUUUUCUUCAACCAGUUCCAGUACUAGAGGGAGUACUAAGACGAGUAAAAAGAGAGCUAAACCUGGUGAAAGUUGUAGGCCGAGGCCAAGGGAUAGACAGUUGAUCCAAGAUCGAAUUAAGGAAUUAAGGGAGCUUGUGCCGAAUGGAUCAAAGUGCAGUAUCGAUUCGCUUCUUGAGCGGAGUAUUAAACACAUGAUCUUCUUGCAAAGCGUUACCAAGCAUGCUGAUAAACUACAUAAAUGCUCUGCAUCAGAGUUACUCGACAAGGACACAGGUAUGCGGAGAUUUUCCUGUCUUGAGCAGGGUUCGAGCUGGGCUGUGGAAGUGGGCAAUAAUCAAAAAGUUUACCCAAUAAUAGUCGAAAAUAUAAAUAUGAAUGGGCACAUGCUGGUUGAGAUGUUGUGUGAAGAGUGCACCAUGUUUCUUGAAAUAGCAGAAACUAUCAGAAGCUUGGGUCUGACCAUUUUGAAAGGCGUUUCUGAAGCCUAUGGAAAUAAGACGUGGGUGUGUUUCGUGGUCGAGAAUAACCGAAGCAUGCACAGGAUGGAUGUGUUAUGGUCGCUAAUGCAGCUUUUGCAACCCAAAAUAUCUAAUUGAUCUCUGACGGUAUCUAUCAAUCUACCUAUCAAUGAUUCUCGAUUUAUGUCUCGAGCAAUCGACUUUUAUAUGUUCUACACAUGGACUCUGUGUGUGUUCAAUACUAGUGUAUUUUUGUGCCUUCUUUUACUGGUCUGAUAUUUAUUUUUCUCCUAUUUAUUGAGUGAGAGUGAAUAUUUGUGCUUGAUCUAGUUUUGGUCUUGCUGUAACAUUAUUGUAUUCGUGGCGAUAUAUCGGUACUUUUUGGUCAUCUUUGAUCCGAGAAA
Erythranthe guttata (spotted monkey flower) is the source of this 1956-nucleotide messenger RNA. RefSeq names its product transcription factor bHLH155-like protein (gene CPUorf7). The record is from RefSeq and is a predicted model, not a curated record. Gene Ontology annotation, molecular function: protein dimerization activity; DNA-binding transcription factor activity. Lineage: Eukaryota; Viridiplantae; Streptophyta; Magnoliopsida; Lamiales; Phrymaceae. Gene Ontology annotation, biological process: regulation of DNA-templated transcription.